GGGAGGGGGGAAGGAUAUGCGAAGAAGAGCUUGCUCAGUGUGGGGGAGAGCCAGAGAAAAUGCCUAGAGGCAAGAGAUGGAAUGUCCUGUUCUUAGAAUAGGAAGGAGGCCAAUGUCACUGAUCAAAGAGUACAUGAUAAGGAGUAAGUUAUGAUAAGACUGAAGAAGCAGCAGGAGGCUGGGUGAUUGAGGGUUUUGAAUGCCAAACAGAGCAUGCAGUGUUUGUUCCUGGAGGUAAUAAGAAGUUACUGGAGUUUGAGUAGUGGGGAUUAAAUGAUCAGACUUUUGCUUUAGCAAAAUCACUUUGGCAGCUGAAUGGAGGAUGAAUUGGAGUGAGGAGAGACUUGUGGCUGGCUGACUCACUAGCAGCUAUUGCAAUAGCCCAGAUGAGGAAGCUGAUGUCCUGGGAGCAGAAGAGACGCGGAGGUGCUGACCCUGGAACUCCGACCCAGGUUUUUCCAACUUCGCCCUAUUAGAGGCUGCGCUGACUGCUCAGCUUUUUCCCGCCUUUUCUGCCGGGGAGGCGGGCAGACGGACGAGGCACAGCCCCGUUGACUUUGUUUCCGAGGAGCUGCAUCCCCGUAGCCCACCUGCUGGCUCAGGCACGCAGCAGGGGAGAGCCAGUGGUACAAGCUUUUCCGGGAGCUCCGAGCAGGGCUUGCCCCAGAGCCAGCAGCCCGCGCCGCGCCGCCCGUCCGGUGCUCCGGCUGCCCACGUGCUCCAGCCAGAGGCCAAAGAAGGCAGGCAGGGGUCAGCCGUCGGGCCAGCCCAGGAGGUAUUCCCGGUUCUGCGCGUUCAGCCAUGGCCUGUUCCAAGCACCAGGGGAAUCUGAUGAAGGAUCCACCCGAGGUCCGGGAGGGGGAGCCCGUGCUGAUCUUCCGCGGGCCCAAGGUGAGCAAAGCCCAGUGCGUGCAGGUGACAGUGCAGAACAAGCUGGUGAAAUACCUGGUGCGUUACCCGAGGGCCGCUGAGAGGGGCGGAGCAGCAGCAGCAGCAGCAGCAGCAGCAGCAGCAGCAGCAGCAGCAGCAAGAGCCCAGGCCCCUCCCCGGGAGCCCUCCGCAGCCCCAGAAGUCGGACCCACCCCGAGAGGCCCCCGGGCCCAAGAGCCGGCUCCAAGCAGCCUGAUGGCCUGCUCCGCCCCCAGUACCUCGACGGCCGGGCCCGCCCCCAUUAGCCCGACCGCUGGGCCGGGCAGCUCUGGCGGCAGCUCCCGCGGCUGCAGCAGCAGCAGCAGCAGCCCCAGGCCAAGCCGCCUCCGGGCUCGCGGCCACCUCCGUCGUCGCGGCUGCCGUCGCCAGAGCAGCAGCAGCAGCAGCAGCAGCAAGAGCAGCAGCUGCACUUGUAGCAGUUGCAGCUGCCACAGCGGUAGCUGCAGCAGUUGCGGCGGUAGCUACAGCACCAGCGGCAGCAGCUGUCUGGAAGUCGCCGUGCCGCUGUGGUGCCCAGGGGGGGUCGGCAGCAGCGGCGUGGGCUCCAGCACCGGGGACCCGGUCCCGCAACCCCCAGCGCACUCUGGAGCCAAGGGCAAAGAGGGGCUCCCCUCCGUAGUCGUAGUCGGGGACUGGGAGUAUGAAUGGGUCCCCGAGGGCCGCGUCCUCCGCUUUUCUUUCACCCACGUGCAAGACGGGGACGCCGCCCUGCAGAUGGCAGCCAAGAAGGCGCAGCAGGAGGAAUGCCCCGUCACCUCCACGGGGGGCAACGACGAGGCCAACGUGGGCGACGGUGGCGGCAGUAGUGGCGGCGGCGGCGGCCGUGGCAGCGCUGGGGGCAGCAGCUGGUGGGGGGCCGUGAUGCAGUGGCCCCGCAAACGCAAACGCGGGCGGGCGCGGAAGCGAGAGCGCCGUGGGUCAGAGCCAGAAGUCGUUGACCCUGAGGAGGAGUACUUGAACAGACUGGAGGAAGUCCAGCUCCAUCUACCCAAGGCCCUGAAGCCUCUGCUCGUGGAAGACUGGGAGCUGGUGACCCUUGGGAAGAAACUCUUCACCCUGCCAGCCAGAAAGCCUGUUGCUGCCAUCCUAGACGAGUAUGCUGCCUUCCAGAAAAACUAUGGCACUACCACCAAGAAGCUGGCCAUCACGGAACUGCUGGCAGGCCUCCGAGAGUACUUCGACAUGGUGCUGGGCCCACAGCUGCUUUACAACUUUGAGAGGCCCCAGCACGCUGAGAUCCUGGCCACCUAUCCCACCGUCCAGAUGUCACACAUCUACGGAGGUGCCCACCUGUUGCGCCUCUUCCCGCAGAUGGGCCCCAUGCUGGCCUGCACUCCCCUCAAUGACAGCAGCAUCGAAGUGCUGCGGAAUCAUUUGCAAGAUUUCCUGCAGUAUUUGGCCACUGAGCCCUCCCGUCUGUUUUCUGUGCCCGCUGAUUACCAGGAAGCCUCUGCUGACUACCAACAAAAAGUGGAGUAAGGCUGCCUUUCCGCCCUUUUUGCCCCUUCCCAGAGCUACAUCUCUUGGGUUGAUUUUUGGACCCUCUCUUGCCCAAGUGCCCAUGUUUUUUUGUUCUACUUGCCUUGGCCCAGGACUGCUUUUAGUUCCUGUAAGUUCUCCUUGAAGAAGCUCCUUUUCUCUCUUCACCGGCUUGUUCACAUAAUAGAGACCUUGUUAUCCUCUAAGAAUUUUGCCUACCCAGACUGACCCCCUGCAUUCGGGGCAUUUGGAAGCGCCUAGCCCUUGCAGUUCUCUGUCCUGCACUUAAUUUUCAAUGACCAAAGACCUUGAUUGACUGAUGCCAAAAAUUAGAAGAGAAAAAACUCAUAUAGCAAAUGUUUGACAAAAGCCCAAUUUCUCAAAUGUGUGGAAAACAAAAACAAAACCAGAUUUAUAAGCUAGUGGCAAAGAUGUCACAACUGUAAGGGUGCCUGCGGGCUUGUUGGGUUAUCUGAUACAUGAGACUGAUUAGCUUCCCCUUCUUGAAAUCUUUCCAUAUGCUGUCUCUGGGCAAGUGACUUCAGUAACUGCUUCAUUUUUAAAUGCUUAGUAGGAUUAACUUGUAAAUCCACCAGGUGUUGAUUCCAGUGCACAUGAAGGUCAUAGCAGAAGUGCACUGCUCUAUAUUGAGGGAUGUAUGGCCAAGUGGCCCUUUCAGAAUGGUUUUACAGAUAUUGAAAAUAAAUUGAUUUUGCUGCCAAAAAA
Molecule: messenger RNA, 3135 nt
Organism: Monodelphis domestica (gray short-tailed opossum)
Lineage: Eukaryota; Metazoa; Chordata; Mammalia; Didelphimorphia; Didelphidae
Product: mortality factor 4-like protein 1
Biological process (GO): regulation of DNA-templated transcription; chromatin organization
Cellular component (GO): NuA4 histone acetyltransferase complex; nucleus
Source: RefSeq, a predicted model, not a curated record